UAUAUCGUUAUUUACAGUAGUUAGCAGACAAGCACUAAAUAAUUGUCGUUAAUGUUUAUUUAGUUUGUGAAAUAAUGUCAUGUGGUUAGUGUACAAGUGUCAAUCAUUUUAAAAGACAAUGUUUAUUCCGUAUAUAAUUUUUGCUUUGGACAUUGCAAAUUUUGUUUGCUUUAGUUCGGUCUAUGUUCCACAAGUCCUAGCUCUUGAUGGACCUUAUACAUUCUUUGGCAUCACAGGAACAGCCACGGCGUUUUUUAGUUUCUUAUGGAAGCCCAUAGCGGGUCGUCUCAGUGACGAAAAAGGCCCCACUCUACUGUUAUUUUGGUGUUUGUUUGGAGGAUUGGUCGGUACGAUAUUAUCCUAUUUAAGUGGAUCUCUAUACUUUUUAUUUUUCGCCAGAUUAAUAGCAUCUAUUGGAAGUCCUAGUCAAAUAAUCCUGCGCACCAUUAUAACACAAUUAGAUGCCGAAAACCAGGCACAGCAUGUUAGCAGGCUGGGUAUAAUCGCUGCUUUGAUUGGAGUGGGAGCAGCUUUACUUUCUGGGCAUCUUUUGGAACUAUCCAAUGGAUUCUUUUACCUAUACAGUAUUAUUAUCCUAAACAGUAUUUUAAGCUUAGGAUUUGUAAAACUUUUACCCGUAAUUCAACCAAACAAAAAAGAAGAAUCAGAGCUUUCAAAACCAGUACUUGAAGAAAUUAUUACAGCACUAAGAAACCUCAAGGCCUACUCUACAUCUGCAACAUACUCUCAUGUCUUCCUUCUCAAAACUUUAACCGCGAUCAGUUACGGUAUACCCGAUAUGAAUAUGGUGCUGAUCUUCAACAGCUUAGGAAUAAAACAGAAAAACAUAGCUUAUAUGUUCACAAUUAUAUGUAUUGUCACUGUCUUAUCAAACAUCGCCUUGCUAAAAAUUAACAAAAGAUACUACAGUGCAGAUAUCGGCUAUAGAAGGAUCUUUCACAGUUGUCUAUUGUUAGCAGCUGCCAAUGGAGUACUAGGUGUAACUUCUAAUCUUUGGAUCUAUAUUUCUUUUGUUUUAAUUAUUUCUUGCAGUAGAGUACAAACGGAUAAUACUACAAUGGAACUGCUGCUGCAAAAGAUUGGAAAUGACGAAAAAGCUGUAGUGUUGGGUUGUUUUGACAGCAUACAAAGUUUGUCUGAUCUUUUGUGCCCUAUGAUCAGUAGUCUAGCUCUGCAGUUUUUAGGUAUGCAUAGUGUGUACACCAUUUCGGCUAUUUUUAUAACAUUAUGUAGCGGUAUUGUAUACAGAGCUCAAUCUUCGGCACAAAAAAUAAAAAACCAAUAAAAUACUCUAGUAAAAAAUCUGUAAUAUACCAUAUGUAAAUAAAGUUUGUUUUUAUCACAUUUAUUCUAGCUUUAC
Molecule: messenger RNA, 1381 nt
Organism: Diabrotica balteata
Lineage: Eukaryota; Metazoa; Arthropoda; Insecta; Coleoptera; Chrysomelidae
Source: the annotation of a GenBank genome assembly